Solea senegalensis (Senegalese sole) is the source of this 2135-nucleotide messenger RNA. Its product is annotated as nuclear factor 1 X-type-like. Bases 1 to 1251 code for a protein of 416 amino acids. Gene Ontology annotation, biological process: regulation of transcription by RNA polymerase II. The record is from RefSeq and is a predicted model, not a curated record. The transcript is spliced from 12 exons. NCBI's taxonomy places the organism in Eukaryota, Metazoa, Chordata, Actinopteri, Pleuronectiformes, Soleidae. Gene Ontology annotation, cellular component: nucleus. Gene Ontology annotation, molecular function: DNA-binding transcription factor activity, RNA polymerase II-specific; RNA polymerase II cis-regulatory region sequence-specific DNA binding.
AUGUACGCACAAAACCCCCCGAGCCGCUCGCCACUGGUGCCCGCAGUCCACGAGGACGGUCGCAGUUUCCACCUGUGCGCCGAAAAGUCCACUCCUCCACAUCGGCCGGAGUCGGCGCAGCUGUGGAGCAGAGGUAUCCAGACACUGACCGUCUCUCCUCCUCCUCCUCUCCUUUUUUGUCUUCCAGAACAAUCAGGACAAUCAGACAACUCAAACCAGCAAGGAGACACAGACGUGAAGCCCCCGCCAAAUGGCCACUUGAGUUUCCAGGACUGCUUUGUGACUUCAGGGGUGUGGAACGUAGCCGAGCUGGUCCGCGUGUCGCAGACACCAGUGGCUACAGCGACUGGCCCCAACUUCUCCCUGGCCGACCUGGACAGUCCUGGAUACUACAACAUCAACCAGGUGACCCUGGGACGGCGCUCCAUCACCUCCACCCCCUCCACCAGGACUGAAAUGGAGCUUUAUGCAAGUCUCCCACGGAGCUCCAACAAGCGCAAGUCCAUUGACGACAGCGAGAUGGAGAGCCCGGUGGACGAUGUCUUCUACUCGGGCCGUUCCCCGGCGGCCGGCAGCAGCUCUCAGUCCAGCGGUUGGCCUAAUGAUGUGGAUGCAGUGCAGCACCAUUUGGCCAGUGUGCAGGAGAGGAAGAUUAAGCAUGAGAACGAUGGAGUGCAGUUUCCUUACCAUGGACUGUCAUCGCCUGGUUCUCUUAAGAAGCCGGGGAAAUUCGAUUUCAGCGCCCUGUCCUCCCAGACGAGGUCCCCCCGCAUGGCGUUCACCCACCACCCACUGCCAAUGCUGGCGGGAGUGAGACCAGGGAGCCCCCGUGCGUCUGCCUCGGCCCUGCACUUCCCGUCUCCCUCCAUCAUCCAGCAGUCUAGCCCCUACUUCACCCACCCAACCAUCCGCUACCACCACCACCCUGGACAGGACCCCCUGAAGGAAUUUGUGCAGUUUGUCUGUGCUGAUGGCUCGGGGCAGGCCGCUGGACAGCCAAACGGGAGCGGCCAGAGCAAAAUGCCAGGCUCCUUCUUGCUGCCUCCACCUCCCCCAGUGGCCCGCCCAGUGCCCCUCCCCAUGCCCGACUCUAAACCCAACAGCACGCCCCCUGACGGCGGACUCUCCUCGCCCGCAUCUCCGUCAUACUCCACGCCAGGCGCCACAGCUCCCAACAGGUUUGUCGGCAUCGGAUCACGGGACAACAACUUUCUGAACAUCCCGCAGCAGACACAGUCUUGGUUCCUCUGACAAGAUCUGUGUGCAAACCAGCAACUAGAAUUCUUUCUUUACAAUUGGAAAUGGCAAACAGAGAAACAACCCGCAGGACGAUAACUGUCCUCCAAACCGACCCACCGACCGAUCCUGACCGUAUCGCUCACCUGAUACAAAAUAGAACCAAGCAACACAGGCAAUCGCAGCAGACACUUUUAGAGGAACUCUGGACUCAUUGACCCAAUCAGAGAGAGGACCUGUUUUAAGCAAAGAUGGAUGAACGGAUGGACAAGGGGAUGCCAGAAUAGAGGAAGGAGUAAAGGGACAAACGGUAACCAGCAGGCGUCUCUCCUGAAAAAAAAAAGAAAACCAGCACAACACGGCAGCAAACGCAAGGAGGAACGUGAGCGCGAGGACGCAUCGUGUAACGAACGGCGAAAACACAAAAACGAAAAUCAACUUUAAAAAUGAAAACAUGAAUCCACAGCCCGGCCAAGACACAAUUAGGUUUCCGAUGCAAGCUGCAGUCCAUGCUCCUGUUACGUCUGUCAUCGCCCCCGAAACAGAAUCAGAUUGUCUUUCUCUCGCCGUCUCUCUCUGAGCGACCAUUGAUUUACCUUUACUACUAACUAGAGAGAGAGAGAGAGACCAUGCCAAAACAUUUCUUGAUCGAAGGUUGCACUACAAGACGAAUCAAUUAACACUAAACGAUGUGCACUAUUUACCCACAAGGCACGAGCGGUAAACCAGACUUUACCUGUCAAGUUCUAGAGAGGGAAAGAAAAAAAAGAAAAAAGAAAAAAGGUCAAGGUAUAAAAUGCCUUCUUGUGUCCUCGACCCCCAUCUUUCAGUUUGACAAAUCAUUGGCCUCCGCUCACGCUCGCAUUUCCCCGUACAACACACACACACACACACACACA